UUUAUAACAUAUUGAGCCCACCAAUAACCACUCGUUACAUCCGAUUGAAACCGCUUGACUGGAACGACCGAAUAUCGAUGAGAAUGGAGAUUUACGGAUGCCCAGGUUGUGCAGCGCCACUUGGCAUGGAUAGCGGGGCAAUCACCGAUGCACAGAUAACUGCUUCUUCACAGUGGAGUGGCAAUACUAGGGCCAGGCAAGGAAGGUUACAUUAUAAGAAACUUCCGGGAACCACCGGAAGUUGGUCAUCAAGUGCAAAUGAUUUAAACCAGUGGUUUCAGGUGGAUCUUGGUCAAUACACUACAGUGACUGGUAUAGCGACCCAAGGCAGACAAGGCUAUGACCAAUAUGUGACAGCAUAUAAGUUGCAGUAUAGUGACGAUGGAGUAACUUUUCAGUUCUAUAAGACUUCGCCACUCGAAGCUGAAAAGGUCUUUCGUGGUAAUAGUGACAGAGAGACCGUCAUUUAUCACGAAAUACGCAAACCAAUCAGAGCACGCUACAUACGAAUUAGACCGGUGAGAUGGCACAACCACAUAUCCAUGAGGCUUGAGAUCUAUGGCUGUCCAGGCUGUGUAUCCCCCCUCGGCAUGGAAAGUAAAUCAAUCUCUGAUGCGCAAAUAUAUGCCUCCUCACAACUGAAUGAUGAUCGGGCUCCAUCGCAGGCCAGGUUGCACAUUCAAGCAGCCACUGAUGGUAAAAAUAGGGGGUGGUCUGCUCGCAAGAACGAUCUUUAUCAAUGGUUACAGGUGGACCUUGGAAGUGAAGCAAUUGUGACGCGUGUAGCAACACAGGGGAUAGAUGGCCUCGACGAGUGGGUGACAAAAUACAGAAUACAAUUUAGCUAUUCUGGAAUAAAUUUCCGAUUUUACAAGAAAGUAGAACACAGUUCUGCACAGGUUUUCGAUGGAAAUGAAGACAGUUCCACAGUUGUAGUCAAAAGACUUAGCGAGCCGAUCAGAGCACGUUUCGUCCGAUUAUUGCCGAUAGAGUGGCAUAAACACAUAUCAAUGAGAAUUGAGAUUUACGGAUGCCCAGACUGCAUCACACCUCUUGGCAUGGAAAACGGAAAUAUUGCUGACUCAAAGAUAACUACAUCCUCGAUUUUGGAUGACAAAAGCCUCGCAAGUCAGGCCAGGUUAAACUAUAAAGCAGACGGUGGCUUUGGGGGAGGUUGGUCAUCUCUCGAAAAUGAUGCUAACCAAUGGCUUCAAGUAGAUCUUGGUACUUACACGCGUGUGACACGUUUGGCCACUCAAGGAAGGAAUGGGCACGAUCAGUGGGUGACCAAGUAUAGGGUGGAGUACGGUGAGGAUGGCCAGAGCUUCCAGGUGUACAAACCAUCAAAUGCCAGCGUAGCGAGGGUUUUCACUGGAAAUCAAAACAGCGAGGCAGUGGUUCACAGCAGUUUGAGCCCACCAAUCACAACAAGGUUUAUACGGCUUAUACCGGUGGAGUGGCACAAUCAUAUCUCAAUGAGGAUAGAGAUCUAUGGCUGUCCAGGAUGUGCUGCAGCACUUGGUGUGGAGAAUAAAGAAAUAUCUGAUGCCAACCUAAGGGUAUCCUCCCAAAUGGAUGAGGAUCAUCGCGCAAAGGAGGCAAGGUUAAAUUCGAAAGCAGACGGGAACAAGGGAGGGGGAUGGUCAGCCAUGAGCAAUAACUUCAAUCAGUGGCUUCAAGUGGAUAUCGGUGAUAACUCUCGAGUGACAGGUGUUGCGACUCAGGGGAUGAAUGGGAACGACCAGUGGGUGUCCAGAUACCGCAUACAGUAUAGCAGUGACGGAGUGACUUUUGAAUUUUAUAAUGCAACGGAAGACAGUUCAGCAAAGGUAUUUUAUGGAAAUCAGGACAGUGACACAGUUGUAAAAAAUGUGCUCAUUCCACCAAUAACAGCACGUUACAUUCGCCUGAUGCCUGUUGAGUGGCACAAUCAUAUAUCGAUGAGGGUGGAAAUCUACGGCUGCUCAGUGUUUACCGGUUCACCAACUGUACCACCGUCAGAAAUGACGACAGAUGCUAACAAAGACAAAGAAGGGGGAAUACUCGGAGCGCAACAGGGAAACAGGAAAACAGAAGGUGCCGCUGAAACUGUUUUCUAA
Messenger RNA from Pocillopora verrucosa, 2099 nucleotides. NCBI's taxonomy places the organism in Eukaryota, Metazoa, Cnidaria, Anthozoa, Scleractinia, Pocilloporidae. The record is from RefSeq and is a predicted model, not a curated record.